Crotalus tigris (Tiger rattlesnake) is the source of this 8253-nucleotide messenger RNA. It is a transcript of the gene SYT2, whose product is annotated as synaptotagmin 2. Gene Ontology annotation, biological process: calcium ion-regulated exocytosis of neurotransmitter; regulation of dopamine secretion; synaptic vesicle endocytosis. NCBI's taxonomy places the organism in Eukaryota, Metazoa, Chordata, Lepidosauria, Squamata, Viperidae. Bases 244 to 1518 code for a protein of 424 amino acids. The record is from RefSeq and is a predicted model, not a curated record. Gene Ontology annotation, cellular component: axon; synaptic vesicle membrane; dense core granule. Gene Ontology annotation, molecular function: phosphatidylserine binding; calcium ion binding; clathrin binding. The transcript is spliced from 9 exons.
CCCCUUCCCAAUUAAUGCAGAAGCUUUAUUCUAUUGAGAAACCUCUCAGCCAAUGAGAUUAGAGCUCUGCAGAAUACAGUGAGGUAUGGGAGCCCUGGAGGGGCGGGUGGAAAAAGCAACUGCAGCAUUUUUGAGAGACUGCCCUGUCGGCUUGAAGUCUUCAGCCCUAUCGGACAGUGCACACAUAUGGGUGCAUGUGCUGGCUCUCCACACCAGCAAGCAAGUACCUAAAAAGCAGUCAAGAUGACUUGGAACCUUUUCAAAAAACAUCCCAAACCUGAACCCAUAAUAGCCGUUACUACAGGUGGUCCAAUACCUCCUACCGCUACAGUGGCACCAGCAGUCUCCCAGGAAAAUGCAACGCAGAUCUCAGGCCCAGUGGAGGACACUUUUGAAAAAUUUAAAGAAAAGUUAAUGAAUGAAAUAAAUAGAAUACCUUUGCCGCCAUGGGCCCUGAUUGCCAUUGCUGUCGUUGGUGGAUUGUUGCUGCUGACCUGCUGCUUUUGCAUCUGCAAGAAAUGCUGUUGCAAGAAGAAGAAGAACAAGAAGGACAAAAAGGGGAUGAAAAAUGCUAUGAACAUGAAAGAUAUGAAAGGCCAGAACAAACAGGAUGAUGAUGAUGAUGGAGAUGGCGAUGAGGAGGGAGAAGAGGAAGAGGAAAAGGAACCAGAGAAUCUGGGCAAACUGCAGUUCUCCCUAGAUUAUGAUUUCCAGGCUAACCAGCUCACAGUUGGAAUCCUCCAAGCAGCUGAACUUCCGGCAUUGGACAUAGGAGGUACAUCUGAUCCUUAUGUCAAAGUCUUCAUACUUCCAGACAAAAAGAAGAAGUUUGAGACCAAAGUACAAAAGAAGACCCUCAAUCCAACAUAUAAUGAGACUUUUGUCUUUAAGAUUCCAUACCAAGAGCUUGGUGGGAAGACUUUGGUGAUGGCCAUCUAUGACUUUGACCGAUUUUCUAAGCAUGAUAUCAUUGGGGAAGUCAAGGUACCCAUGAAUACUGUGGACUUAGGACAACCCAUUGAAGAAUGGAGGGAUCUAGAGAGUGCAGAAAAAGAGGAACCAGAGAAACUGGGAGACAUCUGUAUCUCAUUACGAUAUGUACCCACUGCUGGGAAAUUGACUGUCUGCAUACUGGAGGCCAAGAAUUUGAAAAAGAUGGAUGUUGGAGGACUUUCUGAUCCCUAUGUGAAAAUUCAUCUGCUGCAGAAUGGCAAAAGGCUUAAGAAGAAGAAGACUACAGUCAAAAAGAAGACCCUGAACCCCUAUUUCAAUGAAUCUUUCAGCUUUGAGAUUCCCUUUGAGCAGAUACAGAAAGUGCAAGUUGUAAUUACUGUUCUGGAUUAUGACAAGUUGGGAAAGAAUGAAGCUAUUGGAAAAGUCUUUGUUGGCAACAAUGCCUCAGGCACAGAGCUCAGGCACUGGUCUGACAUGCUGGCCAACCCUCGCCGCCCCAUUGCCCAGUGGCACUCCUUGAAACCUGAAGAAGAGGUGGAUGCAGCUCUUGGAAAAAACAAAUAGGCAGCUCCAUUUCCCAACAUCACCUAAUGAACAUUCAAAGUGAUCCAGAGCUAUCAAUACCUCAGUUAGGCAACAUUUAAUUUUUGUUCUCUUUUCUAAGCUGCAACAUUCUUUCUUUGAUGGCUGCAAGGGAAUCCGGAUGAACUCAAGAGUAUCCAGGAAGAAGUGGUUUAAAAUCAUGGUGGUUCCUUCUUUUCACAUUCUUCCAAGUAGUUGGUUUGCUGCAUGUUCCACCAUCUCUCUUUGUAUUUUCUCUUCAAAUAUACAGCAAGCUUUUUACUUGGGUCUUCCUGACACCACCACAAAUAACCGCACAAAGCAGCUUUGCUUUUGCUUGUUUUGGGAGUUUCCUCCUUAAAUGAGACCUUGUGCUACAGGAUGAUACCAGAGUCUGAAAAUGUGAGAUGACCAAAUAACACUGUGCUUGCUUUGGAAAAAAAAAAAAGCAAGGUGUAUGAAAAAGCGUUCCUGCAAAACUGUGUUCAGUGAGGUUUGGCCAUUAGCCAUCUAUCAGGAAUAUUCAGGAAAAGCAAUACUGGCACUGGGACAUCUCGGAAGAUGUGGAUAGGUAGUGGAUUAAUUCUCUGUAAUAAGAGGACUAAGGUUUGAAACAUACAAGUUGCCAAAUGAUAAUUGCCUGUAAUAGCUAUCUAAUAUAGUGGGUCUUCUGUUAACCUUUAAAUUUUCUGUUCUUAAUUAGAACAAUGGAGCAGUACCAGGAGAUCACUGGAGCAUGAAAUCUACAAAUGCAUGCUUCUGUGGAAGACAGAGUGCAAAAAUAUCCUUUUUCUUGGGGAAAAAAAAGCCAAACAUUAUGGGAUAUUUAUGCCAGGCUUCACAAGCUAUCAAUUUAUGUGAAGAUUUCACUCUUUCUAAGAUAGUCAUCUAAUUGGUAGCAGUGCCAAGCUUAGAUGCAUCAGAAAAAGUUAUGUCAAGAGUCUCAGGCAGCUUUGCAAAUCUGAUAAAAACGAUAGGCCUCGGUUGAUUUGCAGACAUUUGCUUUCAUGCCUUGUUACUGCCAUUCUUCUUUUAAAACCACAAAUCUGUUGAGUGCUACAGAUUAAUUAGUGGAAAAUGUUUAUUUUUAUGAAUUUAGAACUUAAAUGAUGUGAAAAAAAUGCUUGAGACUGAGGACUGUGUUUUUCUAAUGCUGAAGAUAGGAAAUUUUAGAUGAGUGAUGGGUUAGAAACAACAGGAAGGUCCAUCUAGUGGCUAGUAGAGUGCAAUAAGUAUCUUAAGAAAGCUUAAUUUAGAAAAAAAAAGUACUAUCAGUUGGGAAUUCCCCCCUUCUCUCCCCGUUGCCCCCCCACCAGUCACAUUUAAUUAAGGGAGCAAAGCCAGAAAUUAGUGGGAAAGUGAAUCCAUUCCAAUCAAAAGACCAAAGAUACAUCAAAAGCAACAGGGCCUUCUCUUGUCUGGUUGCCAAAGCAUUCAUGAUUUCUUUGCUAAUCCCAGAAAGUCAAGCCAUAUUAUCUUUGUUACCAAGUGCUUGCACUGAUUUCUGACCCCCCCCCCACCUUUGUUUUUAAUAUAGUGCCAGAUACAGAUAUCUUUUCAGACUGAUGGUAAUGGAAAGAGGUUAAUGGGGGCUAGAAACUAAGAUAUUGAAAUAAAAGCUUCUUUUUAGAGUUUAAUAUAGAAUUAGGAGUUAAUGAAAAGAGGGUGAAACAUCAAAACCAUGAGUCUGGGAAAGUUUGAGAGAGUAGCUGUUCUAUCAGUGACCACUGAAUUGCUUUCAUCUGGAAUAUCCCUGGUAAAUAAUUGAUUGGGGUUGAUAGAAGUAAAAGAAUGGUUUCCAGUUAUGAGGCGGAGUGAGCAGAGCUCAGACUUGUGUCUGACUAGUGGUUGUGUAAGUAUAGAUACAAUAGGAACAGAUGUUUAAAUCAGAUAGUUUUAAGAGGAGAGAGAAACAAGAAAUCUAAGGUUCCAGUGUAUUCAGCAGUUUUUUUUUCUGGCUGUACCUAUUUAUCUUGCAUCUGGUCCUAAAUUAUAACUUUAACCAUCUGCCAGCAUUGCCUUCAAGGAUAUUAGUUGCUUGGUCUUUGUGCUAGUUUUGUUCCCUGUAAGGGAUCAGGGCCUAACAAAAAGCAGGUUGCUAAUACUCAAAGCAUUCCAUUCUGAUUCCUCACUGAGCAGUGCUAUAUAUUCAAAGAAUAGUUUGUUUGUCACCGCCUCUUACGUUAAAAUAGAAAAAAACCUUCCAAGUGAGAUCAUCUUUAUAAUUGCUGCAUCAUUUAGGCUGCAAAUAUGGACCAAAGUAAUCAAAGGACCACUUGUAACUAAAAUGUAAACAAAUCAAACUAAGAACCCAUGUCUGAAGGUGAAGCCAGAAGGAUUUUUGAGGUUCCUGUGUGAGAUCUCUAAGGAUAAGAAUCAAUGCAAAUGAUAGACAGAUUGAUACAGAUGAAAAUUGCACAAUUGAGUUCAGAUUCUAGUUCUUAAAGUAUUUCAUUCAAUUUGUUGUAAGCAUUCUUCUUUCUUUUCUACCUAUUUCCACCUGAUUAACCCACUGUACAAUUAGUGAGGAGGGAGAAACAUUACUACCUGCUUAAAUGCUUCAAAAUAAGCUGCCUUGGUAUAUCCAAGCAAAGAGAGAAGACAGUUGAAAGCUUUCUGUAUGCUCUCCCCAAAUUCCCUUCCUUGUUUAAUUACAUCUAAAUAGUUAUAAUUUUACCUUGCUUCAGUGUGAGCUAUCACACUUGGAACUUUGGCCCUAACUGCACAAAGGGACUAUUGAAAUUGUUCAUCACUGGCUCUGAAGAGGUGUAUGUAAUUGUUUAUAUGCUUACUGAGAAAAAUUAGACUUAAUGGAACUUUUCUGUGGAAAUAAGUUUGACGCAAGCUUGUUCUACAAAGAAAAGGAGUAAGUGAAAGGUGUGCCCAAUUCCUUUAUUGUGCCUCUUAGCUUUAAAUACUGCCAGCUGGCAACAAUAUAAGAUUUCAAGCAUCAUUAAUGCAUCCUGGUGGAGCUCUGAAAUCAAAUAUGAGUUUUGGUUUAGACUGCAUCUUCACUGAUCUUGAGAGCAGAACUGCUCUAAGGUGAGAAUGUUCUGAGAAAAGGAUGAAUCUCUUUCCACUAAAAGCAAAAGUUUGACAAGUAAGGUACCUUUCCUGGUGAGAUUAUAAACCAUUGAGGGGAUUGUUGUUAUAUCAUGUCUAAGGUUAGCUGGAAGAAGGAAGGAAUGGAAUUUUGCUGAUCAUAUUCUUGUUGGGUCUUCUGCCUUUCAGGGUAAGCAGAACUGAAAUUAGGCAUCAUCUCUUUAAAACUGCUAUGUAUAAGACUGAGGGAUUGAAGCAGUUCUUCUUAGAGUUGCCUAUAGUUUGGAUAGGGUCUGACAAACAAAUUCUUAUUUUUGCUGUAAUCAAUUAGAACAGUGAUUCUCAAACUUGGCAACUUGAAGAUGCAUGGACUUCCACUCAAAUUCUGGCAGUGGAAGUCCACACAUGUUCAAGUUGCCAAGUUUAAGAAAUACUGAACUAAAAUAUUGUCUCCAGAGACAAUAGUCCUUUUGUCUUUCCUUUUUAUCACCAGUGGGGACUGAAGAAUCCUUUCCACAGCUACAGAAUGUGGGAUCAGUUUUGGUUUUGCAUUCUCCGUUGUUUGAAAGUAAUGUUUGCUCUGAGUUGCAAAAACAUCCCCAGGCCCCAUCCUCAUCAUUCUGUCAUUAGUUCAUUUCUUAGCUGCUUUUCAAGAGGUCAUUAUUUAAAGGCAGACAUGUUAAUAGGAAACAUGUGCCAUUUAAAUGUGUUGAUUUGUAACUCUGAUCUGACCUGAAAUGAACACUUUUUAUAGAGCCCUCAAACUUCAUAUCCAUUUCUGGCUUGAUUGUUUGUACUUAUAUGUUGUAUCCAUUAUAACUCACUCCUUCAUUCAUACUACAAAACAGAUGCCUACCUGAACUGCUUAACUGCAUUGGUGCUUAUACCCCAGGAUAGUGCUUCUACUCACAUUGUUACUUCACAUUUGAUGGAUACUUCUACCAGAAGAAAGACAAACAAAUGUGCUGAAAGCAAGGGUUCUGAUAGACUUGGCUAGUUAAUAAUAUAUUGGAUGCACAUAGCAAUUCAUGUUAAAAGGUAUUUCUAGUCAGUUUGAUUGACUCUAGCUGAACAAUGGAAAGAAGAUAUCACUGAGGUACAAGAAGGCUGCUGUACUCUCACUAGCUUAGAAUAAACAGUUGAGUAUCUUCAUUUUUAAUGGUUCAUAUGGCAAAAUGGCUACUUCAUCAUGCGUACCUGCUUUGGUUCCUUCUGCUAACCACCCUAUCUGAAAGCAGGGAACUGGAAAUAGUAGUACUAAUAAAUCAAAACAUAACCUUUUAUUGAAUACGGCUUCUAUUUUUAUGGUUUAAAAUGGUUUAACAAUCAGUGUAAUAUAUUUUGUUGAAUUUCUUUUCUGCAUAAAAGGGUUGAGAAAAUGAAUCAAUUAAGCCAUCUAAGCCUCAUUCAAACCCCAUCAUUUGUGUGUUCUUAUGUAUAAAAUGAUUAUAGAGAUCUAAUAUUAACAUAAAUACAACCUUCUUAUAAAUGAUGCAUGACAACAAGCACAGUAUUUAAGUAAAAGCAUGCAAAAGCAAAACUCGUACAAUAUGUGGAUUAUCAUUCAUUUUCUAGAAAUACAGCCAGGCUACAGAAUUAUUUUUAAAAUGUGGUGUGAAUGAAUUUAUUUUACCUAAUGCAAUAGAGGGUGAGUGUAAAAAAUCAGAGAAUGAUCGUAACAACAUACAUGUAUUUUCAAUAAAAAGUAAUAAUUUUUUAAAACAAAAAAAGCAACAAAGCAUGCUUGAUCCAUUAAAAUAUAUACUCGGUGAAAGCAGGGAGGGGUGGGAUAAGAUUUAACACCAACAAGAUGGCAGUAAGUUUGAUCAGUGUCUUGUGUAAUUAAUAUUUGCAAAACUGGUGGCAUUUUUACUAUGUUCAGAUAGCCACAAUACUGCAGCUUCAAUGUUCUGUGUGGUGUUGAAACCUUCUACUGUUGAAGCAAAUUUAGAAGCCAUAUUAGAUCACAGGCUGCCAGGAUCCUGAAAGGGGGAUUGGCUAACAGGUGAUCCUUGCUCUCUCUGCUUCCCUGUCCCUGUUUUCUUUGUCUGUCUUUCUGUCUAACUGUUAUGUUAUCCACUUGGGUCACUGAUGAGUGAUAAGGCUGGCUUGAGGCUGAGGCCCUGCCUGGGGUCUGACCUUGUUAGGCUAUGAAUGGCAUUGGUCUGAAGCCUUUUCUUAGCCUGUGAAUAGGGGCUCUGGUGGCAGAUUUGGGAACUGGAACAUCUGGAGGUUUAUCAGUGCUCAUAACCUAUUUGGCUGUUCCUCUUGGCAAGAAUUAUGAUAGCAGUGGCUAUACCUGGGAGGCUGACCAUCGUUUGAAUUUCUCAUGGUGUUACUCAGGCAUGUUGGGGGAAAUUUAAAUGCUGGGCAGUUUUCCAGAAUAGAGAAGCAGUAACUGACAUUGGAGCUCUUUCCUAUUUGCUUGAAAAAAUAGAGCUAUUUGGCAAAUACUAGCAGUUUGACGGUUUCUGUCACUUUAUGCCUGGCAACAGAGUAUAAAAUAUAUGCUUUCAAAAUUAUUUGGAAGAAAUGCUUCAGCUCUCACACCACUGCUGCAACUGUCUUACUAAGUAGCCACCUUUUUUUCAAGACUUUGUUGGAAUACUGAGAAAAAGAUACUACAGCUUUUAAAGUGAACUGUAAGUAAAUUUUCAAAGCUUGCACAGCCUUACUGCCUAAAAUAGUGGCUGCCUUUUUCAGUAAGAAUUCUUAGUGGUUAAGACACCUACAACUGAUGCAACCAUGUUUUGUGUACAUGGACAUUACACUUUGGUUACACAGCUUCAAACAGGAAAUAUUGGUGAGCAUAUCAAGGUUUAUGUUAUGAAGAUAGCACUUUUUAGCUAGAAUUUUCAGAAUGCUAUCUAGCAUAAUUUAACUAAAAUCACUUCUGUGCUUAAGGAGUGUAUGGCAAAGAAGCCUCUAUUUCCUGUAAUUUUAUAACUGGUUGUUUAUGGAUAAGAGGACCAGGACUCAAUCUUGAGAGAAACAGACUAGUGUUUAAAGUGGUGCAGUAUUAAUAAAGUAUCUGAAGAUCAUCAAGGCAGUUUUGAUUAAGACAGUGUACUUGGUCAUCAGGGACCACUAAACUACUCCUCAUAUGCUACUUGAACUAUAGAAAUCUAAGCAGUGAUGGCAGCAAUGCAGAAGUGUUGCAAAUGGCCCAGGAAGAAAAAUACAGUGCUAUCUGGGAUUUUUCCCAUCUGCUUUAAAGUGCCAGGUGCUUUUGUGCCUUUAGCACUAUAUUUAUGAACAAAGAUCACCACAUCAUUAUUUGACCACCUAAUAGCAUUUGACACUCCUAUUAAAUGCAUAACUGCAAAGAGAGAUGAUGGCACCCCAACCUCCAAAUUAGAACAGUUGUAUGAAGAGAUAUUCAUGAUGACCCACUUAAAGGCUAGGUAACAAAAGGCUUCAGACUUCUGAUACUCAGGUGUAGGGUGGGACCUCAGCUCCUUCCCAUUCCAGCCAUAUUUCCUCUUUGUGAUGUAGAAGCUUCCCAAACUGACUAAAUUUACUGGAGUCUUCAUCUCCAGGUAUCUUCCCUACUUCAGGUGCAACAUGAAUUCAACUCCCCUAAGCCUGCAGGAAGCUGCUUUUAAUGCUCCCUUCCCUAUGGACUGUUUCUGUCUUUAUUGUCAACCUGUUAUUUUGUAAUGAUACGUGUCUCCUUAUUAAAGAAAUUAGCUGAAA